UUUUAAGCAUGAAUGUAGGAGGAAUAUUUACUUCGAAAAUGCCACAGGUGAUCAUGUAGCCAAGCAUAACGAUUUUGGUCUGGUUUGAUUUGGUUUGAUGGUUUGUUUUGCCUGACUGCUAUACUUGUAAGUAAGCAACCAGUGGACAGACGUCUUUGCGUCCUAUUUAGAAGGAAUUGGUAAUGAGGAUUAAUGCCUUAUAAAAGAGCAUUAACGUGUUGACUUGUGGUUUCGAACCCGGACCUCCUUGUUACAAGACCAAUGUUCUUCCACUGAGCCACUGUUCCUUCCCUAAUACUGAUGUGUGAGUUAAAUGAUGCAAGGCAGAAUGCUUCACUGCGUGCAUGACAAUUUUACUCUUCGUCUUUUAGAUUCUGGACUACAGUAGGGCCGACAUCGUUUUAAUCCUUGAGACUGGACCAAGCACCACCGCUGCCACAUCACGAAGCACAUUCAAAUCGACUCAAAGGGACCACACUUCGAAAAAGACAAAUGCCUGACAUUGAUAAACAGCACAACAGGAUGGGAACGUUAACCAAAAUACACAGACGAAUAUUAUGUCGUCGGCUGAGUGUCUAUCAUCUACGACUAAUCCUUUUUACUCUGGCAUUCAUCCUCGUCUGCCUAACAAUUAACUUCAUCACCUUCCCAAGCCAAGGAAAACACAAAAUUGACCGCUCAAGUUUGUCUUUUGUCAGAACUAGUGGAGAGCUUGAGAGCAUUGAUAAAGCGUGGGAUGGUGAUGUCAGGAAUGAAAAUGGUGACCAAACAGUGAUCAAGUCUCCCAAACAUGAUGAUAGAACCAAGAGAAGAACGCGAAGUCUGUACAUCCAUUCCGAGCUUCAACCUAUCUCGACGUGGCACGAGUUGGAAGAUUUGGUCAAUUGUGUACGAGUGGAGAAAGGGAAACCUGAGACUCAACCAUGUGUAGUCCAGUGCCCGAAUGGAGAAGGUCUCGAGAUCCAUCUGGAUACCGAUCUCCGCAUUGCCAGGACGAUGGAUGCCGUGCUCUUCGGCCUUUCUCCAUUCACAAUGAGAUGGUCCUUCACCAAUGUGUUGGGCUACAAACCCGUUGCCAACCAACUUGUCGUGUUUUACAGCAUGGAAAACGUUCUUCGCAUGCACACGUGGAACCCACGGCUGGGCCUGUUCAAGUAUCACGUAGACAUGACGUAUGGUGCGUAUUCAAACAUAAGCGUUCCGUACGCUUACUUUACUCCUUUCGCUGAAGACGAAGCCAACAAGAGCGAGACGAAAAACUGGAUGCAAGGAAAGACCAAACUGAUUGCGUGGAUGGCGAGCAACUGUAAGGAGGUCUUCUGGCCGAGGAACGAGUUCGUGGCCGAACUACAGCGCCAUAUGCAGAUCGACACCUAUGGACGCUGCGGCAACCUGACCUGUCUCCCUCGCCUAUCCGAGGAAUGUGUCAAGAUGCUCACCAAGUAUAAAUUUUACCUUUCUCUCGAAAACUCCGAGUGCAAUGACUACUUGACAGAAAAGAUCUGGGCUUCGGCGUUAGAAAAUGACGUCAUCCCCGUGGUGUAUGGACCGCGCAAAGCAGACUACGAGAAAUACGCGCCUCCGAAUUCUUUCAUCCACGUGAGUGAUUUCGAAAACGCGGAGGAACUCGCUCGCUAUAUCAAGCGCGUAGCCUCGGACGAGAAAUUAUAUAACAGCUACUUCAAGUGGCGGGAACAUGGUAAGGUCUAUCAGAAAUACCCCAAGCUGCAAAUGACGUAUUUUUGUGACUUGUUACCCUAUAUGAACAGCGUGCCACCAGUUAUGCAUGAAGUCAAAGAUUCGCGAUGGUUUAAGUCGUGCCGACAUGAACUGAAAGUUCGCAAGGGAUUGAACUUGACUGCCAUACAAAGACUGAGUGGUUGGGAGCCUUGGAAAUAAGAUAUCGUGCCAUAAGUGUAAUUAUAACAUUGUGUUAUACGUGCUGAUAUCUUUCACAACGUUAUUUUAUUUAUUCUAAAAUUAAAAUGAAUUUUGGUAGAUAUUUCGAAUAUAAAAAGUUAUGUGCAGAUUUGUAUUCAUUCAUUCAUCAUUACAUUCUAAUUCUAUAAUGCUAACCGAAAUACAAAUAUAUUCGGAACAGAUUAUAUGACCACUGCCAAACCAGACUUAUUAUUCUCUUUUGAUUGAUAAUUUAGAUUGAAGUUGCUGAUCCACUAUCAUUUAAAUAGAUGAAGGGUUGUCGAGUAUACUUACUAAAAAACUAAGUUAACUAUGGUAUUCUACUCAUCCAAAAUUAUUUUCGGUCGCCUAUUUUGUUACAAGAAGAAAACCAAUUCAUAAUAUCUUAAACUGAAAAUAACAAAUUUUUGUUCUGUUCCAGGAAAGCGUAGUAAAACUAAUAUUUUCUGUUAUCAAUAAUAUUCCUCUGUCCAUUGGGAUGGUAAUGGUUUUUGAUCCAGGAGAAGAUAAAGUUGGGAAACACAUAACAUGAAUACCACCUGAAGAAAAAUUGCAAUUUCACGGCUUAAUGACAUGAAUCAAACUGGCCCAAAGGUCAUUACACAAUUUUGAUAACCGAGGUUAAGUGCCACACAAAAGAAGUCGAUGGGACCCCUUCCACAUCUAAUCAACGGCCUUGUACAUUCACAUUUCAUUUCCCAAGCAUGGCCGGUGCCCCAUGACUGGACUCAGCUGCACGCUACUGGCCACACCUAUAGGAGCAUACAAAACCAUGGAGGAUGCGUUAUAAGAGAAAGGCCCUACCAACAUCAUAACGUCAUCGAUAAUAUGAUGAUAGGCAUUUCCUUAGAAACUUUACACCUCAGUCGCCUCAGUCACACCGCCAGGCCAACCCCAAAGUGUUUCCACACCGCUCUUUCUUGGUCAUUCGGGAGUUUGAUGUUGGUCUUGUUGGUACUCAUGGCAUUAAAUCAGUGGCGUAGCAUUGGUAUAAUUAUUCAUUGAACGAUGAUGUCGGGUUAGGGGGGGCACCGUUCUUACUAGGCGGAGGAUUUGCUAGAGAACACGUCCAUAGGGUGAGGAUAUUGUGUUAGGGGGGGGGCUGGUGUCGUGUCAUCUCAGUUUUACGUUACCUUCCCUCAUUCUCAUUCUUUAUCUCCUCCUUUCCCCUUUCCUUUUUUGUUCCUCAAUAUGGGCGGCACGUGCCCCUGUUUUCUUCGAGGCUACUAGCAUUGGAUGUAAUCAUUUGCCGUCAAUAGGAUAUCUACACUUAUUAUUUUGUAUUGAAAUCUUGCAUUCAAUCGACUGAAGAUCUAGAAUGAUUGUUAACAUUAAUUUUCCUCAUUUAGUAUAAGAUAAAAGCUUCAUUUAUACAUGUAGAUGAAUCCAUGUGACAUUUUGAUUGACGCAAUUAACGUAUUUAUUUAUAUAUUUUUAGACAAUCUGAUUGAGAUAAAAUGAUCUAUAGAUGAUCUUGAUUCGAAUGAAAAGAUUAUCAGACAAUAAUAUUUGAAUCCGAGUUUAAUGAACAUAUAAUAAAGUAUUUUUUAAUCAAAAUAUUUCGUUUACGAAACUUUUUUCAUUUAGGUGGUCACAAUGUUCGUGUUAUAUGAAUUGAACAUCUCUCUAGUGAAGAUGGAUAUAUAAAUUUGAUCUGUUUCAGUAAUACCAUCGACUGGUUAUUGCGGUAUCAUGAAAUGAUGAAAUUUAUAGAGAUGAAGAUGAUGACAAAAUGUGGCAAUACUGAGGAUUGUGAUGACAACGACGAUGAUGAUGACAACGAUGAUGAUGAUGAUGUCGAUAAAAAUGGUGAUUGUUGUACAGAAUGUGAUGACUGUAUUUCUAAUGUGUUGUAUUGUAUUAAUUGUAUUGGUUUAUUGACAUAAAAAGCAUCAAACAUGGAA
Molecule: messenger RNA, 3824 nt
Organism: Strongylocentrotus purpuratus (purple sea urchin)
Lineage: Eukaryota; Metazoa; Echinodermata; Echinoidea; Camarodonta; Strongylocentrotidae
Product: putative fucosyltransferase-like protein
Exons: 3
Coding region: 493-1899 (468 amino acids)
Cellular component (GO): membrane
Molecular function (GO): alpha-(1->3)-fucosyltransferase activity
Source: RefSeq, a predicted model, not a curated record